Olea europaea var. sylvestris is the source of this 378-nucleotide messenger RNA. RefSeq lists its product as uncharacterized. The record is from RefSeq and is a predicted model, not a curated record. Bases 1 to 378 code for a protein of 125 amino acids. The transcript has 2 exons. Lineage: Eukaryota; Viridiplantae; Streptophyta; Magnoliopsida; Lamiales; Oleaceae.
AUGCCAUGUGCUCAUGCAACUCGUGGUGCUACCCUAAGCGAUAAGUCAUUAUACAAUCUAUGCUCUCCGUACUAUAUAUCAAAAUAUUGGAGGGGUGCCUAUAUGGAAGUCAUAAAUCCCGUUACACGGGAAGUGGAUUGGGUUGUUCCAAAUGAAAUCCUAAGUACUCAUAUUUUGCCACCGAUUGUAUGUCGUCCUCCAAGUAGACCACCGACGCGACGUAAGCGAGCUAGAUAUGAGUCCACUACCCAACUGAGGAAAUGCACUCGAUGUGGGAGACUUGGUCAUAACCGGACCACAUUUGGAAACAACAGCGGCUUGAAAACCUACACUACUGCGGUUGCCUAUUAUGGAGAUACAGUUUCUACACGUAUCUAG